This is a messenger RNA of Amaranthus tricolor (Joseph's coat), 1483 nucleotides long. Its product is annotated as dof zinc finger protein DOF3.2-like. Lineage: Eukaryota; Viridiplantae; Streptophyta; Magnoliopsida; Caryophyllales; Amaranthaceae. The transcript is spliced from 2 exons. Gene Ontology annotation, molecular function: DNA binding; DNA-binding transcription factor activity. The coding region runs from base 201 to 1046 and encodes 281 amino acids. The record is from RefSeq and is a predicted model, not a curated record. Gene Ontology annotation, biological process: regulation of DNA-templated transcription.
AACCUCUAAGCCUUCUCUUAUUUAUUUACCAUCCCCAUCUCCCCAUUUUUUGCUUAUUAUUACUCACCUUAACUAAACUUUCUCUCUUUAACUGUUAACUUGUACGUACGUUCUUCUCUUUAAUUUCCCCAUCAAUCCAUUCACACUUUUAAUUAGUUUCUCUUCUCAUCCUUACUAAAUUCUUCCUUUACUACUCUGAUAUGGAUCGUUCUACGCAGCACCAGCACCAGCACCAGGUGUCAGAAGUAGACAACAUGAUGAUGUGCGCAAAAUCCGAAAAUAUGGAACAACAUCAACUGGAAAAGAAGGCAAGGCCGGCAGAUGAGCAAGCAUUGAAAUGCCCAAGAUGUGAUUCUUCCAACACUAAAUUCUGUUACUACAACAAUUACAGUCUUACCCAACCAAGGUACUUUUGCAAGUCUUGUAGAAGGUACUGGACUAAAGGUGGGACCUUGAGGAAUGUUCCAGUAGGUGGAGGGUGCAGGAAGAAUCGUAGAUCCUCAUCCUCAUCCUCUGCUAAAAGACCUACCCCUGAUCAUCAUCUUCAAUUCCAUGGCUUAAUCACUACCCCUACUUCUUCUUCAUCAUCAUCAUCACAAAAUUUGAUGAUCAACUCUUAUGAUCAUCAUCAUGGGAAUAUUUCCAUUUUGGGAAAUUCAUAUUUUGACAUAUUUGGUAACCCAUGUGGAAAUAAUUCCUCAGUUCUUGAUACUUUAAGAAGUAAUAUUAUUGAGAAUAAUCAUUUGUAUUAUGGGGUUACUAAUUUGGGAAAUGUUGAGAAUGGUGGUAUGAUGCAUUUUGAUGAUUAUAAUCAUAAUAAUGGGGUAGAGAUUAUGAGUAAUGCUUCAUCAGGAUCUUCAACUCCAACAACAAUUAAGCAAGAAUUGGGAGAAAAUAGAUCAAUGUUAUGGGGUUUCCCUUGGCAAAUGAAUGGUGAAGGGAAUUACAUGAAUAACAUUAAUGGAAUGGAAUCAAUCAAAGAAAGUUGGAAUAGUGCCAUUGUGGGCCCUUCUUGGAACAAUCUUCUUAAUAGUCCUUUGAUGUAAUUGUAAUGCCUCUUAAUCACUAUUACUUCGUGGGUUCUGAAAUACUCAUGUUUGAGAAAAAUAUCACUAUUUAUAGCAAGUAUAAGAAAUGGAGGAAGUACUAUACUCGUAACAAUUGUGAUCUAGUAUCAUAGACCAUAGGAGAGACUAGAGAGAGAAGUUGUAUUUUUAAUUUCAUCUCUCAUUAAUGUUUUUUUUGGGUGGGUUAAAGUGAUUAUAUAUUGGAUUCACUAAAAUUACUAAGUCUUGGGAUUUUUUUUUUUUUUUGUUCUUUUGGGAUACCUUAGUUUUGUUUGGAGGUUUUUAUUAUAGAGGUAUUAUCUUGGUUUGUAUGGUCAUCAAUUUCAAGUUUUAUUUUUUCCAAUCAAUGUAUUGUAUUGUGUCUUCAAUUAGCUCGUGUUUUAAAUUUAAAAAGUAAACUAAACAUUCAUAGAGUA